This is a messenger RNA of Acanthopagrus latus (yellowfin seabream), 2369 nucleotides long. Its product is annotated as GTPase IMAP family member 8-like. Gene Ontology annotation, molecular function: GTP binding. The record is from RefSeq and is a predicted model, not a curated record. NCBI's taxonomy places the organism in Eukaryota, Metazoa, Chordata, Actinopteri, Spariformes, Sparidae.
AUGUUGCUGAAAGGUGUGACACUGAGACACGCACGUCUUCAGCUGCACACCUGCGCUGCCCUGUACGACACUAACAUGGCCGAUGAAGAAGCAGCCGAACACGAACUGACCAGAUACAAUAAUGGGGAGAUCAGGAUUGUGCUGGUGGGAAAGACCGGAGCUGGGAAGAGCUCUGCAGGAAACACCAUUCUGGGAAAACAGAUGUUUAAAUCACAUUUCUCCCCUCAGUCUUUGACUGAACACUGUGAUAAAGCCUGUGGUGAGGUAGAUGGACAACAGGUUGCUGUUAUCGACACUCCAGGUCUGUUUGACACCUGUGAAGAUGAAGAGAAAACCAAACAAGAUAUUGUCCAGAGCAUUUCUUAUGCUUCUCCUGGACCUCACAUCUUCCUGAUCGUCAUCCAACUGGGCAGAUUCACAGAGGAAGAGAAGAAGACGGUGCAGAUGAUUCAGACAAUCUUUGGAGAUGAAGCAGACAAAUACAGCAUGGUUCUGUUCACCCAUGGUGACCUGCUCAAAGAGGAACCAAUUGAGGAGCUCUUAAAGGAAAAUAAAGACCUGCAGGAACUCGUGUCCAGAUGUAACAGUCAGUACCACGUCUUCAAUAACGAGCUGGAGGAUCGUUCUCAGGUCAGAGAGCUGCUGAACAAGAUCAGAAACAUAACAGAGAAGAACGGAGGAAGCCACUACACCACUGACAUGUUCCAGGAGGCAGAGAAGUACAACGAUGAGGAGGUCAGGAUUGUGCUGGUGGGGAAGACUGGAGCUGGGAAAAGUGCCUCAGGAAACACUAUUCUGGGAGGCGAAUACUUCAAAUCAAAGUUCUCCUUUAAGUCUUUGACUGAAAAAUGCUCUAAGGUCUUUGGUGAGGUGGACGGACACAAUGUUGCUGUUAUUGACUCUCCAGGUCUGUUUGACACCAAGACAGAUGAAGAUACAACCAAACAACAUAUUGUCCGGAGCAUUUCUUAUGCUUCUCCUGGACCUCACAUCUUCCUGAUUGUCGUCAAACUGGAGAGACACACAAAGGAAAACAAGAAGACGGUGCAGAAGAUUCAGACAAUCUUUGGAGAUGAAGCAGACAAAUACAGCAUGGUUCUGUUCACCCAUGGUGACCUGCUCAAAGGAAAACCCAUUGAGGAGUUCUUAAAGGAAAGUGAAGACCUGCAGGAACUCGUGUCCAGAUGUAACGGUCAGUACCACGUCUUCAAUAACGAGCUGGAGGAUCGUUCUCAGGCCAGAGAGCUGCUGAACAAGAUCAGAAACAUAACAGAGAAGAACGGAGGAAGCCACUACACCACUGACAUGUUCAAGGAGGCAGAGAAGAAGAACAAUGAGGAGAUCAGGAUUGUGCUGGUUGGGAAGACUGGAGCUGGGAAGAGCUCCUCAGGAAACACUAUUCUGGGUAUAAAGAAGUUUAAAUCAAAGUUCUCCUCCAUCUCUUUGACUGAAAAAUGUGAAAAGGUCUGUGGUGAGGUGGAAACAGGUUUGUUUGAUACCAGGAUAGAUGAAGAGAAAACCAAACGAGAUAUUGCCCAGAGCAUUUCUUAUGCUUCUCCUGGACCUCACAUCUUCCUGAUCUUCAUCAAACUGGGCAGAUUCACAGAGGAAGAGAAGAAGACGGUGCAGAAGAUUCAGACAAUCUUUGGAGAUGAAGCAGACAAACACAGCAUGGUUCUCUUCACCCAUGGUGACCUGCUCAAAGGAAAACCCAUUGAGGAGUUCUUAAAGGAAAAUAAAGACCUGCAGGAACUCGUGUCCAGAUGUAACGGUCAGUACCACGUCUUCAAUAAUGAGCUGGAGGAUCGUUCUCAGGCCAGAGAGCUGCUGAACAAGAUCAGAAACAUAACAGAGAAGAACGGAGGAAGCCACUACACCACUGACAUGUUCCAGGAGGCAGAGAAGAAGAUUGAAGAGGAGAAACAAAAAAUCCUGAAAGAGAAUGAAGAGAAAAGGCGCAAAGAGCAGGAGAAGCUGAAGAAGGAAAUAGAGAAGAAGUAUGAUGAAGAAAUGAGGAAGAUGAACGCUGACAUGGAGGAGCAGGAGAAACAACUGAGACAAGCUGCUGAAAGAGAAUCAGAGGAGAAAUGUAGAAAACUACAAAAAAAGCAUGACGACGAAGCUCGACGUGAGGCAGAGCAAAAUGCUGCAAUAGCCAUAACAGCAGGGCUGCUGGCAUGGUUAAUUCCUACAGCUGUUGUAGCAGCGAGUCUUUGCUGUAUUUCAUAAAAAGCUUCCUGACUUUGUGAUGUCAGACUGACAGUAACAAACUCAGUCUUUUUCUGUUUCUGAGUCGCAAUCAAGUCACUGCUUGUUUCACCAGUUGAAUAGUUUUAAUGGAAAGCAGCAGCAAAUCUAGAGCAUCGUAC